AUGGUCUUACCAUUGUGUGAGGAGGAUUUAAGGACCUUCCUCGCCCGCGAGGGUCCGAGGAGAGGCCCCUCUUCCUUCUUCCGGGUAGUCCGCCAGAUCGCUGUGGGCCUCGCAGAAUGCCAUCGGCAGAGCGUGCUCCACCGCGAUCUGAAUCCCGGCAAUGAGCUGAGACAGGGAGCUCGGUUUAUGUUAGCCGACUUUGGGGUGGCCGAUCAACUAACACCGUACAGACCACUCCUGACCGGGUUGGCUAGCACUCCAAUGUACUGGAGCCUGAAACAACUCCGCCAGGAGCCGUACAAUACCGCGGUGGACCUGUGGGCCUUAGGGAGUUGGCCGUCUAUUGCCGGACUUGGAGAAAACCCCAUGGCCACAGUCCGAUGGUCCGUGGGUGACUCGCCUACCGCCAGACCUGGCAUCCAGACUACGAACCGUGCAGAAUCCUUCAGAAUGGACGAAGAGUUUGAAGAGGAGGGUGCGAGCACUACUGUCAGAGGGUAA
This is a messenger RNA of Coccinella septempunctata (seven-spotted ladybird), 501 nucleotides long. Its product is annotated as serine/threonine-protein kinase PkaB-like. Gene Ontology annotation, cellular component: autophagosome; cytoplasm. The record is from RefSeq and is a predicted model, not a curated record. NCBI's taxonomy places the organism in Eukaryota, Metazoa, Arthropoda, Insecta, Coleoptera, Coccinellidae. Gene Ontology annotation, molecular function: ATP binding; protein serine/threonine kinase activity. The transcript has 2 exons. Gene Ontology annotation, biological process: autophagy; peptidyl-serine phosphorylation; protein autophosphorylation. Bases 1 to 501 code for a protein of 166 amino acids.